AUGACUCUGAGACAAGGACAGACCCAACCACAGAACCUGGAGAUGACUCUGAGACAAGGACAGACCCAACCACAGAACCUGGUGAUGACUCUGAGACAAGGACAGACCCAACCACAGAACCUGGUGAUGACUCUGAGACAAGGACAGACCCAACCACAGAACCUGGAGAUGACUCUGAGACAAGGACAGACCCAACCACAGAACCUGGAGAUGACUCUGAGACAAGGACAGACCCAACCACAGAACCUGGUGAUGACUCUGAGACAAGGACAGACCCAACCACAGAACCUGGAGAUGACUCUGAGACAGACCUGA
Molecule: messenger RNA, 315 nt
Organism: Knipowitschia caucasica
Lineage: Eukaryota; Metazoa; Chordata; Actinopteri; Gobiiformes; Gobiidae
Source: the annotation of a GenBank genome assembly